CAUCAACUUAGUAGCUUAACUCGUUCUGAAAAAUGAGAAGACUUCAAUUUCUUCCAUUUUUGUUAGUUUCAUUCUUGUUCUUGAUAGAAACUAAUGCUCAACAAGAGUUUCUUGAUUGCAUUUAUAGCCACUCUUCAGACAUAAACAUCAAGAAACAUAUACACUUUCCAAAAUCACCAACAUAUUCAUCUCUCAUUGAAUAUGGCCAGAAAAAUCCAAGGUGGCUAAAUUCUUCAUCUGCACAACCAAUUUUCAUCAUAGCCCCUAAAAACGAAUCCGAAAUCCAACCUAUUAUUCUUUGUAGCCAGAAAUUUGGCUUACAAAUUAGAGUGAAAAGUGGUGGCCAUGACUAUGAAGGUCUCUCUUUUCGCUCUGUAACGGAAACUCAAUUCGUCAUCAUUGAUUUAUUCAAACUUGAUGAAAUCAACAUAGACGAAAACAAUCAAACGGCCUGGAUUCAAACAGGGGUGACAAUGGGGCAACUUUAUUAUGAAAUUGCCAAGAAAAGCGAAAAUCUUGCAUUUCCAGGAGGAUUGUAUCCUACUAUUGGCAGUGGUGGGCUAAUUAGUGGGGGCGGAAUCGGAACUUUGAUGAGGAAAUUUGGGCUAUCAGCAGAUAAUGUCCUCGAUGCUCGUGUAAUGGACGUAAAUGGAAAAAUUCUGGACAGAGAGUCGAUGGGAGAAGACAUGUUUUGGGCUAUACGAGGAGGAGGUGGAUCAAGUUUUUGUGUCAUUCUAUCUUGGAAAAUUAAAUUGGUACGCAUCCCAUCAAAACUUACUACUUUCACAGUGCGUCGAAAGUUACAAGGGGAAACUAUAAAUUUACUCCAGAGAUGGCAAAAUGUGUCACAUAGAUUGCCUCAAGAUUUGUUCAUGAGAGUCUUGAUUCAAAAUAUGGGAAUUGGAAAUGACAAAAUAGUCCAAGUUUCAUUUCAAGGGUUGUUUCUUGGGAGAGUGGGUGAGUUAAUCCCAUUGUUGAAUCAAACUUUCCCCGAAUUCGACUUAGUCCAAAAAGAUUGUUUUCAAGAUCUAGUGGUGAACUGCACUGAAUUACCUUGCAUAAAGAAAGAAUGCUUUGAAGUACCCUGGAUAAACGCAACGUUGUAUUUUGCAUCUAAGAGAACAAACGAUUCGAUUGAAUUUUUAGUGAACAGGACCGUGCCAGAAACAAAGAAUUACCAAAAGGCGACGUCUGAUUUUGUGAAGAGUCCAUUGCCAAAAGAGGUGUGGAGAAUGAUAAGAACAAUGUUUCGCGAUGAAGAAAGGCCUAUGAUAAUUUUGGAUCCAUUGGGUGGAAGAAUGGAUGAAAUUUCAGAAUUUGAAAUUCCAUUUCCUCAUAGAAAGGGAAAUUUGUUCAAUAUUCAGUAUAUGGUGAAUUGGGGUGAUAAUAGUGAAAGUAUAUCAAGCAAGAAGAUUAAUUGGUUAAGGGAGCUUUAUGAGAAAAUGGGACAAUUUUUGUCAAAUUCUUCUAGAAGUGCUUAUCUCAAUUAUAGGGAUCUUGAUUUUGGCACUAAUGAUGGAGAAUAUAGCUAUUCAAAUUCUAGAGUUUGGGGUGAAAAAUAUUUUGAUGGCAACUUUGAGAGGUUAGCAAAGGUGAAAAGCAAAGUGGAUCCUGGCAAUUUUUUCAGGUUUGAACAGAGUAUUCCACCUCUUAGUGUGUCAACAUGAGAGAAAGGUAAAUGAAAUACGAAUUUCACGUGACGGGGAGAUCGAUUUUAUAGGCCAUUCCGGAUGUUCUUUUUUAGUUACAUGACCUUGUUAGCACAAGAUCAAUAGAAUAAAGCACAUAAGUUUUCUUUAGGGUCACGAGUUGUAACUA
Messenger RNA from Lycium ferocissimum, 1818 nucleotides. Its product is annotated as berberine bridge enzyme-like 22. The transcript has a single exon. Gene Ontology annotation, molecular function: oxidoreductase activity; FAD binding. The coding region runs from base 33 to 1667 and encodes 544 amino acids. The record is from RefSeq and is a predicted model, not a curated record. NCBI's taxonomy places the organism in Eukaryota, Viridiplantae, Streptophyta, Magnoliopsida, Solanales, Solanaceae.